GGGGUGACAGAUGUCCUGUGUGAAGCCUGUGACCAGCUGGGAUGGAAGGUGCCGACAAAGAUCCAGAUUGAGGCUAUUCCAGUGGCUCUCCAAGGCAGAGAUAUCAUUGGACUGGCAGAAACUGGCUCUGGGAAAACAGGAGCCUUUGCUUUGCCAAUUCUUCAAGCACUGCUGGAAACACCUCAGCGAUUAUUUGCUCUUGUUCUUACACCAACAAGGGAGCUGGCCUUCCAAAUCUCAGAGCAGUUUGAAGCUCUUGGAUCCUCCAUUGGUGUCCACAGUACGGUUAUUGUGGGUGGAAUUGACACGAUGUCUCAGUCUCUGGCCUUAGCCAAGAAACCACAUGUUAUAAUUGCAACCCCUGGCCGUCUAGUUGAUCAUCUGGAGAACACAAAGGGCUUCAACUUACGAGCUCUGAAGUUCCUAGUAAUGGAUGAGGCUGACCGGAUCCUUAACAUGGAUUUUGAGACAGAGGUGGAUAAGAUACUGAAGGUGAUUCCUCGAGACAGGAAGACAUUCUUGUUUUCGGCUACCAUGACCAAGAAGGUUCAAAAACUGCAGCGUGCUGCUCUGAAGAAUCCUGUUAAAUGUGCUGUUUCCUCCAAAUACCAGACAGUUGAAAAACUGCAGCAGUACUACAUUUUCAUCCCCUGCAAAUUCAAGGACAGCUACCUGGUUUAUAUCUUGAAUGAACUAGCUGGAAACUCUUUCAUGAUAUUUUGUAGUACAUGUAACAAUACUCAGAGGACUGCUCUACUGCUCCGCAACUUGGGAUUCACUGCUAUUCCUCUCCAUGGGCAGAUGAGUCAGAAUAAACGCUUGGGCUCUCUAAACAAGUUCAAGGCAAAGGCACGUUCCAUUCUUCUGGCUACUGAUGUUGCAAGCAGAGGUCUGGACAUCCCACAUGUAGAUGUGGUGAUAAACUUUGAUAUUCCUACACACUCUAAGGAUUACAUUCAUCGUGUUGGGAGAACAGCUCGAGCUGGGAGAUCUGGCAAAUCUAUCACUUUUGUCACACAGUAUGAUGUAGAGCUGUUCCAGCGCAUUGAACACCUGAUUGGCAAGAAGCUGCCAGCAUUCCCCAUGCAAGAGGAAGAAGUCAUGAUGCUGACAGAGCGUGUGGCUGAGGCCCAGAGAUUUGCUCGAAUGGAGCUGCGGGAGCAGGGAGAGAAAAAGCGAUCUCGGAAUGAUGAUGAUGACACAGAAGAAGCUAUUGGUGUCAGAAAUAGGGUGGCAGGUGGGAAAAAGAAGAAAAGGAAAGCCUUCUAG
Molecule: messenger RNA, 1269 nt
Organism: Apaloderma vittatum (bar-tailed trogon)
Lineage: Eukaryota; Metazoa; Chordata; Aves; Trogoniformes; Trogonidae
Gene: DDX47
Product: DEAD (Asp-Glu-Ala-Asp) box polypeptide 47
Exons: 11
Molecular function (GO): nucleic acid binding; ATP binding
Source: RefSeq, a predicted model, not a curated record